UGACACGGCUGUUGGACACUCAAAACUUAGUGAGCUCACUACUUAGACAGUCUUCUGGAAAAUAAAGCCGACGUUUCAUUGACCGAACAUCGGAAACCUUUUCCUCCGGGCCUGUGCUUUCAAAUGCAUGGGCUUUCCACACCUGGCAUGCCGGUGUUUGUGGAAGACCCCGCUGAGUUCUCCAAAGACAAGCUCAUAGCGCAUAAUGUGGAUCUACCUCCACCGGAGAGCAAGAAACACGCUUAUGUGGAGCUUUAUCGCAAAUAUGUGAGGACAAACAGCACAGAUUUCUCUAGCGAUGAAGAGGAGGAUCAUCUCAGUGGCAGCGCCAAGAAAGAAGAGGCAGCAGAAAUGGUAGACCUGGGCUUACUGACUGAUGAUCAGCUAAAAGCCAAACUGCUCCGGUAUGGAGUUAAAGCCGGACCUAUUGUAGCUUCCACUAGAGCUUUAUAUGAAAAGAAGCUGAAAAGGCUGCUGGAUUCUUCAGAACAGGCAUCACAGCACAUGGUCAACGGCACAAGGGAUGCAGGCCGCUAUUCAGACAGUGAGGAAGAGGAUGAGAGUGUGGAAGACGAUGACAAGGACUCUGAGUCAGAGCAGCUUCGGUCUGAAACGGUGUCCCGGACAGAGACCAGCAAAACAGCAAGCAGAACAGGGAUGUUCAGUCAGAGCAGAGAUUUUUACCCACGCUGCUUUGUGCCCACAGCUGGAUUCAUAAAUGGAAAGAUUCAGCACAAGUCUUCAGAUGCCACUCUGAAUGGGUCUUUGAGUCAAAGCGGGUCCCCUUACAGAUCCUUCAGCAUCACUCAGAUGGUGGAAGAGAUUGAGAACCGAUUCAGUCCUCAGUCAAAACAAACCGAGAUUGAGAGGAGAUCUGGUCAGAGAAGUGAGCAGACGGUGGACAGCAGGGCCCUGCAGGACUUCAUGAGACUGGAUAAAGACACCAUGACUGGCAGAUCUCUUUGUUUAACAUCUCCAUCAUCCCAUCAGAAACUAACAGUCACAGAACCUGUGACGGAUGUUCUUUCAGAGAUGUUUCCUGACACUGCCAGAACCCCCACUGGAAUCUAUGCUACAAAGAGACGGCCAAUAAAGGGAGCUGCAGGCCGCCCUGUGCAGUUUAAAUACCCUGAAAUGACGCUACUCAGUCCCACUACACUGGAGAGGCAGGAGAUUCAGCAGCGUCUGGUGCCUCUGUGGGUUCAGAUCAUGGUCUUCCUCCUGGUGGUCUGCCUGCUGUACCUCAUCUACUCAUCCAUGGAGGAGCCGCUCUCCAAUCCUUUCACUGCUCUGCUCGAAGGCCUGCAUGAAGCUGCUCUCAUAUCCACCUCACAGGACUAAUCUGCCACGGACACAACAGCUUAGGUGUGCAACACUGAUGCCAAAGAAGGUUCAUUCAAAUUGACCUCUGGCUCUAGUCAGCCAAGUGUCCUUAAGAAGAUUAUCUUUUUAAACUGGUGUCAGAGACUUUGUGUGAUCGGACUGAAUGAAACUCAAAGAGAGCUACAUCAGAACACCUGCAUUCUCUGCUACAAUGCCUGCCUUCAAAAACCAUAUAGGAUGAUAAACUUGAAUUGAUGAGACAUGUAGUUGGCUAAUCCUGUGCAUGGUGUGUUUUUCUCAGAUUAAUCUUUUACCAUAGAUGUUUAUUUGAGUUUAACUCACACAGAAACAAUCACAUUCUUCUCUUACAGUCUUACACAGCUGGACUAAUGAGUCAUAUAUGAUAUCUUGCCAUUUUUAAUGUGUACUUUUUGUUUGUUCGUUUUAUUUGUGAGUAAAUAAAUGUUAUCCUAAGA
Molecule: messenger RNA, 1799 nt
Organism: Sinocyclocheilus grahami
Lineage: Eukaryota; Metazoa; Chordata; Actinopteri; Cypriniformes; Cyprinidae
Product: lamina-associated polypeptide 2, isoforms beta/delta/epsilon/gamma-like
Exons: 10
Coding region: 124-1341 (405 amino acids)
Molecular function (GO): DNA binding
Source: RefSeq, a predicted model, not a curated record